CACAUGCAAACGAACAGUGCAUGAUGUAUCACAUGUGUGGUGGUGCAUUUAUGCUGUUAGCUUACUUUGCAACAACUGCUGUAAAUGAACAUUAGCUUUUGAACUAACCAAAAGCCUGACAAUGGUAACGUAAGUGAUGUGGGUGAUAGGAUCAAAUGAACCCUGAUGAAGUUUGCCAGUGAUCACAAGACCAUGUUGGAUGGGGCUUUGAGCAAUCUGGUGUAGUGGAAGUGUCUCUGCCUGUGGCAGAGGGGUUUGAACUAUAUGAGCUUUAAGUUCCCUUUCAGCUGAAUCCAUUCUAACUCGAGGUCCUUUCAAAGGAGGCUGGAGAACAGCUCUGUGUUAACGCUAUGACAUGAGAUCUGCAGCUGCUUUCAGUUCUGCAUGACUCUGAGCAGCCUUUUAGGAACAAACCCCAACCAAUAGAGAAGGUAAAUACCAGCUUUGCUGGGACUCUGCCUGGUGCUGCUCUUGCAGAAGUGACUCUGGGAGCUGUUUCAGCAGCACAUUUUUGCUUCUGGCAUGUAAAGUUCAAGUGUGCUGCCUUGUUAAAACAUUUUUUCCUUAUUUUAAAGAAUUCUUUUACCCCCUCAGCCACUGACUGACAUGGCUUCACUUACAAAAGUUAAAAUGUAGUAAAUACCUUCUAGAUUUUCACCUCAGGGAAAGCGUUUUUACUGGUUGUAUUUCAAUAAGACGUUAAAAAACAUGCUUGUGUGCAUUUUUUAAAUUGCUGUCAUUUCUCUCUGCACGACAGGCAGCAAAAGCUGAUGCUGCAGAGGUUGGUAUUGUACUUUUAACACGAGACUGACAGAAAAAUGGUCAGUUCUCUUGUUGCUCAUGUUUAAAUCCACGCCCUUAAGCUGUGAUUCAGCAAAUUCCCAGAGUAACCCUGGUUUGAAACCCGGGUUCCUCCUUCUCCUGUCCUGCCGGGGGUGGAUUUCCUCUUGAGAAGCCAAUGAACAAAAGCUUAUUUAUUUCUGGACGUGGUGAAGGGGAAACUUGCUCCAGCAUCUCUCCACCUCUUCCUGCAGAGUGCUAGGUCUCUUUUGCACUGAUCAGGUCAUGAAUGAAAAUAGAAGUGAGUAGCAGCAGAGCUGGGGUAUAAAAACUGUUUCAAACCGUGCUCCCUGGCUGUGUUCUACACUUCAUAAAUAAUAGCUCUCACCUCAUUUUAGCUACAAAGACAAGCAAAAGCAAGCUGCCUGUGUCUGUCUUCAGCAAACCUAAGUGCUCUCUCAGAGAGGCAGGACUGAGCACUCUUAUUAACUGACAUUAUUGAGGAAAUACGCUUGCUUGCUUCUUUUGGCUGCAAUUUUUGUGCUACAGUUGCGGCAGCAUCUUGAUGGGGAAGCUGAUCUCUAAAGACCGGCGCAAAAGAGAUGCUCGAGUUGUCAUGCUGGGGCUCGACUUGGCUGGCAAAUCCACCCUUCUGUACAAACUCAAGAGCGGCCAGGCUGUGGAGACCUGCCCAACGGUUGGCUUCAACGUGGAGUCUCUGCAGACACCCUGUGGUGUAUCCUUCACCCUCUGGGACAUUGGCGGACAAGACAGCCUGCGGGCAAGCUGGCCUGACUACCUGGAGGACACCAACACCCUCAUCUUCGUGCUCGACAGCACAGACACAGCACGGCUGCCUGAGGCGGCGGCAGCGCUGGAGGAUGCCCUGAGCCACCCCAGCAUGGCUGGCAUCCCCGUCCUCCUGCUGGCCAACAAGCAGGAUGUGCCGGGAGUGCUGGCUCCAGCCGAGCUGGAGGAGAAGCUGUGCUGGGGGCAGCUGGCCAGGCGCCGCUGGGUGCUCCAGGGAUGCAGUGCCCACACUGGGCAGGGCCUGCAGGAAGUCCUGGCCAUCCUGGGAUUGCUGCUGAGGGGUCUGGAGCAGAGCUUCCCGUCCCAAGAGCAGCCCUUCACAGGGCCAGUGGGGAGCAGGCAAGCUCCAGAGCAAACCUGAACCUCGGAACCAUCUUUCCCAAUCAUGGAGGAUCCCAGCCGCUGGAUACCCCCUAACCUGAGCAGAUCUGCAGCUGGUACACACCAUGGAAUGCCCAGCCACUCACCACUGAAACCCAAGACAACCUCUGAGCAGAACUCCCAUCAUGGAGCAUUCUUGGCCCCGUCGCUUGGACUCUCAUCACCGGCUGCAGUUUGUCUGCUUUUGCCAGGCUCUGUUCAUCCAUUGUGUGCAUGUCCAGUGCUUCAGUGGGGAUGCUUUUUGUCAGAUCGAUAUAAACUGUAACAGAGAUGUGCACAACAGACAGAAGAAGUUUUAUUCUUUCUGUGGCUCCCAGCCCAGAUGCAGAUAUCCUGAUGGGGUGAUCCCCACAGGGGGGUGUUUGAAUGUGUCCCACGCUGCUUCUGUCUUUGCUUGAAACACAUGUUCAUUGGCUGGAAAAGCAAACAGCCUCUAAAAGAAAUGGCUAAAUGGGAGCAGCAGAAGCGCAGGACUUGAAAUGUUAAGCUAAUUGAUGUUAGUGCAGCAUCUGCAGGUAUAAACUUCAAGGCAUGGAAGCAAGUAAGGAUUUGAUGGUGUAAUGCGGUUUGAGGAUGUGUAUGUAAUUUCUGCAUUUCUUGUUCUGGGUCUUUCUUUUCUACUCGCUGCUUUUAUCCAAACUGAUUUAAUGAAAAUGGUACCUCAUCUUCCUUGUAUUUUAUUUAAAUAUGAAGAAAUUAAACCUGA
Molecule: messenger RNA, 2677 nt
Organism: Pezoporus occidentalis (night parrot)
Lineage: Eukaryota; Metazoa; Chordata; Aves; Psittaciformes; Psittacidae
Gene: ARL11
Product: ADP ribosylation factor like GTPase 11
Exons: 1
Coding region: 1346-1951 (201 amino acids)
Biological process (GO): vesicle-mediated transport; intracellular protein transport
Cellular component (GO): plasma membrane; cytoplasm
Molecular function (GO): GTP binding; GTPase activity
Source: RefSeq, a predicted model, not a curated record